GCGGGAGAAGCCAUGAGCAGCAAAGUCUCUCGCGACACCCUGUAUGAGGCAGUGCGGGAAGUCCUGCACGGGAACCAGCGCAAGCGCCGCAGGUUCCUGGAGACGGUGGAGUUGCAGAUCAGCUUGAAGAACUAUGACCCCCAGAAGGACAAGCGCUUCUCGGGCACCGUCAGGCUUAAGUCCACUCCCCGCCCCAAGUUCUCUGUGUGUGUCCUGGGGGACCAGCAGCACUGUGACGAGGCUAAGGCCAUGGAUAUCCCCCACAUGGAUAUCGAGGCGCUGAAAAACCUCAACAAGAAUAAAAAACUGGUCAAGAAGCUGGCCAAGAAGUAUGAUGCGUUUUUGGCCUCAGAGUCUCUGAUCAAGCAGAUUCCACGAAUCCUCGGCCCGGGUCUAAAUAAGGCAGGAAAGUUCCCUUCCCUGCUCACACACAGCGAAAACAUGGUGGCCAAAGUGGAUGAGGUGAAGUCCACAAUCAAGUUCCAAAUGAAGAAGGUGUUAUGUCUGGCUGUAGCUGUUGGUCACGUGAAGAUGACAGACGAUGAGCUUGUGUAUAACAUUCACCUGGCUGUCAACUUCUUGGUGUCAUUGCUCAAGAAAAACUGGCAGAAUGUCCGGGCCUUAUAUAUCAAGAGCACCAUGGGCAAGCCCCAGCACCUAUAUUAAGGCACAUUUGAAUAAAUUAUAUUACCAGUUAAAAAAAAAAAAAAAGAA
Symphalangus syndactylus (siamang) is the source of this 714-nucleotide messenger RNA. Its product is annotated as large ribosomal subunit protein uL1-like. Gene Ontology annotation, molecular function: RNA binding; structural constituent of ribosome. Lineage: Eukaryota; Metazoa; Chordata; Mammalia; Primates; Hylobatidae. Gene Ontology annotation, biological process: translation. Gene Ontology annotation, cellular component: large ribosomal subunit. The record is from RefSeq and is a predicted model, not a curated record.